Molecule: messenger RNA, 2391 nt
Organism: Acanthosepion pharaonis
Lineage: Eukaryota; Metazoa; Mollusca; Cephalopoda; Sepiida; Sepiidae
Source: the annotation of a GenBank genome assembly
AUGUCUUCCUUUCUUUCUUUUUUCUUUUUUUUCUUUCUUUCUUUUCCGACGAUUCCCUCUCUCUCUCUCUCACUAUCCUCUUCCCCCUUUUCUCUCGUAGUUACAUAUUCUCCUCAUUUGCAUUCCCCUCUGCCUACUCCCAUUGCAUACUUACUCUUUCUAUGCACCCCCAAGCUUUCUUUCCUGAUAAAUCCACCAUUUUUUCUUCUCGCCUUUCCCCGCUUUCUCAUUCCUACAUCCAUUGAAUAUUUACACCUCCUCUUUCAUUUUUCCCAAGCGAUCUUUCCUGAUAAAAAUCACCGCCUCUCGUCGCCCCUCUCUCGUCGUUACAUACUUUUCUCUUUCAUCUGUGUUCUCCUCCGCCUUCUCCCAUUAAAUAUUUAUACCGUCUCUUUCAUUUUUCCCUUGUUUUGUAUUUCUAUAAAUCUAUUUUCUUUCUCGCCUCUCUUUUCCUCUCUCUCUCUCUCUCUCUCGUCGUUGUAUACUUUCUCUUUCAUUUGUCUUCUCCUCAGACUACUCCCAUUGAAUACUUACACCUCUUCUUUCAUUUUCCCCACGCUUUCUUUCCUGAUAAAUCCACCCUUACUUUCUCCUCUCUUUCACCCACUCUCGUUUCUUUCCCCGAUAAAUUCACCAUCUCUCUCUCUCUCUCUCUCUCUCUCUCUCUCUCUCUCUCUCUCUCUCUCUCUCUCUCUCUCUUAUGAACUCCUCUCUUUCGUUACUCCUCUCUUUUGGUUGACGUCAUUCUUUCUCAUGACAACUUUUGUUCUUUUUAGAUUUCUCUUCCAGAGAAAUCCCUCACUAUUUUCUCCUCUCUUUCUUCACUCUCUCGGCGCUUUUCUCUUUCUUUUACGCUUCUUCCCGCUUUCUCCUCAUGAACACUUCGUCUUUCUGUCUUUCUUUCUCUCGUUCUUUCUUUCUUUCUCUCUUUCUUUCUUUCUGUCUUUCUUUCUUUUCUCUCUUUCUGUCGUUCUUUCUUUCUUUCUGUCCUUCUUUCUGUCUUUCUUUCCGUCUUUCUUUCUUGGUUUCUUUUUUCUUUCUUUCUUUCUUUCUUUCUUUCUUUCCAGUUUUCUUUCUUUCUUUCUGUCGUUCAUUCUAUCUUUCUUUCUCUCUGUCUUUCUUUCUUGUUUCCUUUUUUCUUUCUUUCUUUCUUUCUUUCUUUCCUUUUCCAGUUUUCUUUCUUUCAUACUUACUUUCUUUGUCUUUCUUUCUUUCUGUCUUUCUUUCUUUCUUUCUUUCUUUUAUUUCUUUCUUUCUGCCGUUCUUGCUUUCUUUCUUGUUAGCUUUCCUUUCUUCAUUUCUUUCUUUCUUUCUUUCUUUCUUUCUUUCUUUUACCCUGCUGAGUUUUCUUCCUUAAGGACUUUCUCUCUUUGUUCUUUUCUUUCUUUCUGUCCUUCUUUCUGUCUUUCUUUCCGUCUUUCUUUCUUGUUUUCUUUCUUUUUUUCUGUCAAUUCUGAUCUUUCUUUCUCUCUGUCUUUCUUUCUUGUUUCCUUUUUCUUUCUUUCUUUCUUUCUUUCUUUCCUUUUCCAUUUUCUUUCUUUCUUUCUUUCUUUCUUUUCUUUCAUUCGUUUUCGUUCUUUCUUUUCUUUCUUUCUUUCUUUCUUUCUUUCCAGUUUUCUUUCUUUCUUUCUGUCGUUCAUUCUAUCUUUCUUUCUCUCUGUCUUUCUUUCUUGUUUCCUUUCUUUUCUUUCUUUCUUUCUUUCUUUCUUUCUUUCUUCCUUUCUUUCCUUUUCCAGUUUUCUUUCUUUCAUACUUACUUUCUUUGUCUUUCUUUCUUUCUUUCUGUCUUUCUUUCUUUCUUUUAUUUCUUUCUUUCUGCCGUUCUUGCUUUCUUACUUGUUAGCUUUCCUUUCUUUAUUUCUUUCUUUCUUUCUUCCUUCUAGUUUUCUUUCUUUCUUUCUUUCUUUCUUUCGUUCGUUCGUUCGUUCGUUCGUUCUUUAUUGCUUGCUUGCUUCCUCGCUUCUUGUCUUUCUUUCUUUCUUCUUUCUGUCUUUCUUUCUCUUUUUCUAUCUUUCUUUCUUACUGUCGUUCUUUCUGUCUUUAUUUCUGCCUUUCUUAUUUUCUUUCUUUCUUUCUUUCUUUCUUUUGUCUUUCUUUCUUUCUUUCUUUCCUCCCUUCCUUCAUUUCUUUCUGCCUGUCUUUAUUCCUGUCUUUCUUGCUUGCUUUCUAGCUUUUUGUCUUUCUUUCUGUCACUCUUUCUUUAUUUCUGUCGGUCUUUCUAUUUCUUUCUUGCUUGCAUUCCAUCUGUCUUUCUUUCUUUCUUUCUUUCUUUCUUUCUUUCUUUUUUUCACUGAUGCUCUCUUUCAUACGUCUUAUUAUUUCUUUCUUUCUUUCUUUUUUUUCUUUCUUUCUUUCUUUCUUUCAUUCUUUUUCAUUACUCGUUCAUCGUAG